Tremella mesenterica DSM 1558 is the source of this 2699-nucleotide messenger RNA. RefSeq lists its product as uncharacterized. The record is from RefSeq and is a predicted model, not a curated record. Gene Ontology annotation, biological process: receptor-mediated endocytosis; intracellular protein transport; Golgi to vacuole transport. The transcript is spliced from 14 exons. NCBI's taxonomy places the organism in Eukaryota, Fungi, Basidiomycota, Tremellomycetes, Tremellales, Tremellaceae. Gene Ontology annotation, molecular function: clathrin-cargo adaptor activity. Gene Ontology annotation, cellular component: AP-1 adaptor complex; membrane coat; Golgi apparatus. Bases 64 to 2667 code for a protein of 867 amino acids.
CUUGAGUCCAUCUUUUCUCAGUCAAGACUAACCCUCCGCCCGGUUCAGGUCGGCUCGCUGCCCAUGAUGGCCAGCGCCUUACUCGCCAAUAUGGCCAGUGGCGGGCACUACAACCUCAAAUCACUCAUCAAAGCCAUCCGUUCUUGCAAGACAUUAGCAGAUGAACGUUCCGUCAUCCAAAAAGAAUCAGCUGCCAUUCGUACUUCAUUCAAAGAGGAAGAUUCCUACGCUCGACAUAACAACAUCGCCAAAUUACUCUACAUUCAUAUGCUUGGUUAUCCUGCACAUUUUGGUCAGAUAGAAUGUCUGAAACUCGUCGCCAGUCCGAGGUUCAGUGAUAAACGGCUCGGGUAUUUAGGUAUCAUGUUGUUAUUGGAUGAGAAUCAGGAGGUUCUCACUCUGGUCACCAACUCGUUGAAAAACGACAUGAACCACUCCAAUAUGUACGCGGUCGGAUUGGCGUUGUGCACUUUCGCCAACAUUUCCUCUGAGGAGAUGUCACGAGACCUUUGCAACGAGAUUGAAAAGUUAUUGGGAAGUAGCAACACAUACAUCCGCAAGAAAGCGGCUCUCUGUGCUCUUCGAAUCAUACGCAGGGUCCCCGAUCUGAUUGAUCAUUUCGUCGGUAAAGCCCGUAUGUUACUGCAAGACCGGAACCAUGGGGUUUUGUUGGCCGGCGUCACGUUGAUCACUGAGAUGUGUGCUAUAGACGAAAGCGUCAGAGGCGAAUUCCGCAAGGCCACCGACCUGCUGGUGAAACAUCUCAAAUCCCUCGCAUCUACAGGAUACAGCCCCGAACAUGAUGUAGGGGGAAUCACUGAUCCUUUCCUACAAACCAAGAUCUUACGUCUGCUGAGACUUCUGGGGAAAGAUGAUACCACUGCGAGUGAAACGAUGAACGAUAUUCUUGCUCAGGUCGCGACGAAUACCGACUCUUCGAAGAACGUUGGCAACUCUAUACUGUACGAAACAGUCCUUACUGUCCUUGAGAUUGAGGCGGAUUCUGGACUACGUGUAAUGGCCAUCAACAUUCUGGGCAAAUUUCUCACCAAUCGAGACAAUAAUAUCAGAUAUGUCGCCUUGAAUACCCUGUUGAAAGUCGUUUCGAUGGACACGAAUGCCGUACAACGACACCGCAACACCAUCCUUGAUUGCUUACAAGACGGUGAUAUCUCCAUUCGCCGACGAGCAUUAGAGCUCUCGUACGCAUUGAUCAACGAGACAAACAUCAAGAUCAUGACACGCGAGCUGCUGUCGUUCUUGGAGGUGGCGGAUAAUGAGUUCAAGCAAGGAAUGACUACUCAGAUAUGUCUCGCAGCGGAGAGGUUUGCACCUAACAAGCGAUGGCAGAUUGAUACUGUGAUUCGAGUGCUCAAAGUGUCUGGCAACUACGUGAGAGAAGAGAUUCUAUCCAGUUUCAUCCGACUUGUAUGCCACACACCAGAAUUACAAUUUUACACUGUUCAACGUCUGUAUACCGCUCUGUCAUCCGAUCUCUCCCAAGAGUCUCUCACUCUCGCAUCUGUGUGGAUCAUUGGAGAGUUUGCCGAUGUGCUGCUGCGAGGGGGACCAAUCGAGGAUGGCGAAAAAGAGGUGCAGGUCACCGAUUCUGACCUGGUCGAUCUUCUCCAAUCCGUCCUGAACUCUCCUUAUGCCAACACUCUCAUCCGCCAGUUCGUCCUCGUCUCCGCCUCCAAGCUUGCCGCUCGUUUAGCCGAGCUUUCUACACCUGGCCAGGCCACGCAACAGGACAGGAUAGCCGUGAUACUCGCCACUUUCUCGUCCAAUCUCGAACUGGAGAUUCAGCAGCGGGCAGUGGAAUUUGGUAGUUUGUUCUCUAUGACUGAGAUCCGUGCCGGUGUAUUGGAACGAAUGCCCCCUCCAGAGAUCAGAGCCACUUUGAUGGGAACAGUGAGUGAACGAAAACCUGUCGGCAGCACACGAACAGACAAGGAUUCUGUGGUCGACUUGAUAGGAGACGAUUCAGCUCCUUCUUCCGCCGGUAUCAUCGGAGCUCCGUCCACUGGUCCCUCUACACAAGAUCUCCUAGCGGAUAUAUUCGGAUCUUCCACUGAUGAUACUCAAGUAGCUGGACUAUCAUCUCCUGCCCCAGCUCGAACAACAGCAGCAGAUAUCAUGUCACUCUUCGACGCUUCUCCUUCUUCCCCUCCGGCGAUGUCGAGCCCAGGACCGAAUGUGGGUACGAGUACGAAUUCGAUGUUUGAUCUCGUUUCGCCUUCCUCAUCUGCACCCCAUUCACAAUCACCUGCCCAGAUUCCAACUUCACAACCUCUUGCUGCUGCACCAAAACAACUUCCUGCGUAUACCGCCUAUGAGAAGAACGGUUUGAAGAUCACUUUGACUCCUCGUAUGUCGCCCACUCAGGCGGGGGUGGUACAAAUCCUCGCUAGGUUUACAUCGCAAGAUGCUGUAUCUGGUGUCAAUUUGCAAGUUGCAGUCCCAAAGACUCAACAACUUCAAAUGCAAGCUAUGAGUAAUACCGACAUUGCUGCUGGUGCCACGGAAACACAACAGAUGAGGGUGUUGGUCCCUGUAGGAGCUCAAGUAAGACUUCGCAUGCGGAUAUCUUAUAGCAAGUCUGGACAAACCAUUUCAGAUCAACAAGAUUUUAGUGGUUUCCCUCCGGACCUCACGUCUAGAGGAUAGAAGAGAUACUGUAUGCAUUCCUUGGGUACCAU